Paramisgurnus dabryanus is the source of this 2015-nucleotide messenger RNA. The record is from RefSeq and is a predicted model, not a curated record. NCBI's taxonomy places the organism in Eukaryota, Metazoa, Chordata, Actinopteri, Cypriniformes, Cobitidae.
GAAACUUAAAGGAAUCAUAAAGAGAGCAGAUACCGCAUGGCCUAUAGAGGAGAACACACACAUUAGGAAAGAUAAGGAGGAGUUUGCAUAUUGGCACUUUCCUGUUGCGGGACUGUGAUUGGCUGUUGAUGUCAGAGGAAGCCCACAGAAUGUGGUCCACCUUUCGUCACUAUUUCCCUGCUGACACAAUCACAAUGGCCACGACUGCAGAUAUUGCCAGCCAACUUCAGUGCUUCAUGUGUAAAAAGACAGAAGAUUUAACCACUCUGAUGUGUGUACACACACCUUUUGCAGAAGCUGUCUCGAACAGCUCACAAACGUCAGCGAUCCUCAGUGUCCUCAGUGCCCCCAGGCUCCUAGGAGGGUGGAGAUGGAUGAUCAGAGUCACUUUAACACAGAUGAAAGAGAUUUAACUCCUGACACAAUCGCAAUGGCUACAACUGCAGAUACUGCCCGCAAACUUCAGUGCUUCAUGUGUAAAAUCCUGACAGAAGAUUUAGUCACUGCGAGUUGUGGACACACAUUUUGCGAAAGCUGUCUGAAUCAGCACGUAAACAUGAGCGAUCCACAGUGUCCUCAGUGCCACCAGGCUCCUAGGAGGAUGGAGAUGGAUGACCUGAGUCACAUUAACACAGAUGAAAGAGGUGAGAUCAUGUGCGACAUCUGUGAGGUAAACCAGAGGUUCAUAGCUGUGAAGUCCUGCUUGACCUGUUUACUCUCAUACUGUGAGCGUCAUCUGAAGCCGCAUCAGUCUAUGGAGAGGCUGAAGGGUCAUAGACUUAUAGAUCCAGUGGAGAGAUGGGAUGAGAGGGCGUGCGGUGACCACGGCAGACCUCUGGAGCUCUACUGUACCCGAGACGAAUGCUGCAUCUGUGCCUUAUGUGUGAAACCUGGUGUAGAUGUCAUAACUGUGGUGACAGAGAGACAGAGGAGAGAGGCCAAACAGCAAAGGACUAUUGUGGAGUUGGAAAGCAUGAUAAAAAAGGGAGCAAAAAAAAUUCAAGACCUUGAGGAUAGAGUCAGAAAAAAUGUGGCUGAGAUUAACAGAGAGCAGACAGAGAUAAAAAAGGUGUUUGCUGCAGUGAUGAAUGAUGUGAGGAGAGCUGAGGAGAAGCUGCUUGCUCCUCUGGAAGAUGGAAGAAGGAGUCUGGAGAGAGAGAUGGAAGAGAAGACACAGAAGAUACAGGAGGACAUGCAAAAGUAUAAAAAAAUGAUCGACAGAUUGAAUCAGACUCAGAAUGAAGAAGACGACAUCCUCUUUCUCCAGUCGUAUCCAACUGUGCCGGCUCAACUCAGAGAUGAUUGGAGAGUUGCUAUUGACACGGAACUAAACUUUGGCUCCAUGAGAAAUACAACCACAUCUGUUUUGACUUCUAUUAGGACUCAGCUGGAGAAUCUUUGCUUUAUUGAAAUUACAAGGAUUCAGAGGUUUUUAGUGGAUGUGACUCUGGAUAAAGAAACCGCACAUCCAGCUCUGGAAGUUUUUCAAGAUGGCAAAACUGUAAGAGGCAAAGCAAACGCUCAUGACAUCCGGAGAGGCACCAAUCUGUUGGAUGGUGUCUUGGGAAAUCUUCAGAUCACGUCUGGAAAAGCAUUUUGGUUAGUGGAGGUGGGACAGACAACAGGCUGGGAACUGGGCGUAGUGAGAGAAAAUGCAAACCGAAGAGGAAAUGUCUCCUACAAACCCAGUGAGGGUUAUUGGGUCUUUCUGUUCUCUGGUCCAAACACGUAUGGAGCUUUUGAAGAUUGUCCAAUUCAGCUGCAUCUCUCCACCAAACCUCAGAAGGUGGGAGUGUUUGUCGACUAUGAGAGCGAUCUCAUCUCCUUCUAUAAUAUGGACAAUCUGUCACAUAUUUACACAUUUACUCAGUGUAGAUUCAAUGGAACCAUCCGUCCGUAUUUUAACCCUCAUCCCAACAAAAAUGUCAAAAAUUCAGAUCCAAUGAAAAUUUUUUUCUAGUAAUUCAACUGAUAUUCAUAUGUGAGAGGUGCAACAUAUACAGUAAAUAUCUCAC